This is a messenger RNA of Symbiodinium sp. CCMP2592, 2886 nucleotides long. Lineage: Eukaryota; Dinophyceae; Suessiales; Symbiodiniaceae. The record is from the annotation of a GenBank genome assembly.
AUGGAUCGCGCAGACCUUGAUCGCAGCAGCAGCCGGGCCAGCAGCGUGUCUGGAAGGUCUGUCCAUUCUGCCCGGAGCUGGAACUCCCUAUCACCGGAAGAGAGGGAGUUGGCCAGUGGCCUGCAGUCAAGGAAGGUCCUCCUCGAGUCGCAUGCGAACUCUUACGCAGGAAGUUCCAACGACAGUAGCAGCGGCAAGUCGCAGCCCCGUGACAGGCUGCAAGAUGCGGAGGCAGCAGAGAGAGAUAUCGCAUCUCGCCAGAGCCGGGCCUCCUCACAGGAUGGCCCCCAUUCCGGCAUCAAGUCCCCAGCAGCCGCACGAUCUACAGCCGACUCCGGAAGGUCCGGAAGAGAGAGACGGAGUGGCUCUCCCGGUAGCAGUGGCAACAGACAAGCUCCGGAGAUGCUAAUCCGAAGCCUCACGGAUAGCUCAAGUUCUUUCCAUUCGGACGAAUCACACCGGGUCAAGGAGCUGCAAGCCAAGAAUCAAGCGCUUGAGGCAGCCUUGCGGUCACGGGAUGCACAGGCAACGCAGACGAUAGCGGACUGCACGGACAUCGACAACCGGAAUCAAGAGCGCAUGGUGGAGAUCGAGUCGCAACUUGCAGAUGCAGUCAAGGCCAGGAAGAAGGCGGAAGACGAGCGUGAUGCCGUGGAAGUGAAGGCUGCCGGCGACAAGGCCAAAUCUGCGUCGUCUCUAGCAGCCGCGAACGCAGACCGGCUGGAGCUCAAAGACAGGGACCGGAACAGUGAGGCCAAGACUGCUGAGGCACUCGUCGAACUCGAGACAGCUCGCUUUGAUCUCAAGCAGUCUGAGCAGCGGGAACUCGAACAGACCCAGCAUCAGGAAAAGGCCAAGGAGCUCAGCGACUAUCGGAUUGAGGAGUUAGAGAGUUUGCUGAACAGUGCAAACAGCCAGCUCGCGCUGAUAAGACGUGACACCUCAGGCCUUGGAAGCACAGCGACCGAUCGGGAGACGAGCCUGCAGAAUCAGAUUGACGAGCUCGUGGAGGAGAGGACGCAGAAUCGGAAAGACAUGAGCGAAGCUCGCUUGGAACUUCUCGGGCUAAAGAGAAAACAAGCGAUGCAAGCCAUCGACCAAGCAAAGUCUCCUUCUGAGUCGCGUCAGGCAAGUCAGGGAGCAGCAGGUGCGGGAGGAAGGUCGCGAGGCCGGGGGCGAGGGCGUGGAGCAGGCAGGGGAAUGCUGGAGAUUAUCGAGGAGGAGGACGACGAAGAAGGCUCUGUUGGGCUGCCAGCACGUGCAGCAGAGUCCUUGGCCAGCGAGUGUAGCAGCGACUGCGGAGAUCUGGACAACCUCACGAAUCCGGAUCGAUCUGCACAGAACGACCUCUUGAACAAGCUCCUGUCCGAAUUGUCCGUUGAGCGGAAGGCGAAGCAGGAUCUGCGGGAUGACCAUGCUGGUCAGAAUGCAGAGCAAAAGGAAGAGAUAGCUCAGCUGCAGAGGCAGCUCGCCGAAGCGGGAGUUCUGCAGGCAGCGUCUUCAGCGGAGAAUAUCCGCUUGCGGGACCUCGGCAAUCAGGACAGGAUCAAGAAGCUGCAUCAGGUGGAUGGCUUGCAGGUCAAAGUGAGAGAGCUGGAGGAGACGUUAUUCGUUGAGAUGAAGCAGCAGACCGACAAAGAGGAGCGCCAGGAAGUGACGAACGUCGAGUUGCAGGAGAAAGUUCAGCUGCAGGCCGAGUCGCUGCGGAUCUCCAACCUGCGCUUGCAAGAUGCAUUGCAGCAGCGUCACACAGAGGCAAUACGCCAGUUACAGGAAGUCAAUUCCUUAAAGCUUCAGCUGGCGAUGGAAUGCAAGCGAAGCGGUCGCAGUUCAGAUGAGGCAUGGACUGCUGACGUAGAAGAUGGCGACCCAGAGGUGGCUCUGUGCCAGCGUGUGAAGGAGCUUGAGGAGGAGCGAAAUCUUCUGCUCAGCAAGCUUGAAGUUCAGGAGGUCCAGCACCAGGUGCAGCUGGAAGACGCAUACCGUGAUCAUGCUUCCAGAUUGCAGGAGCAACGAAUGAAGUUUGAAGAACAGAUCGCAGAGAUUCGAUCCAGAUAUGAGCAGCUGCUGAGGCAGAAGCCCAUACCAGGUCAGGAGGAGCAGCCUAUCCUGCCAGAGCAAGUGGACUUGUGGAGUAGUGCACCCAGCUUGGGUGGAGACGAUUCAACCAGGGAUGGUGAUCGACCAGGAAACUCAGCGCAGAGUGCCAUUGGCGUGGGUAGUGAUGUCAGCACCCCUGCAUCGCAGAGCACGGGUGGUACUAUUGGCACUUCUAUUUCAGAGAAUCUGCGCAGCAUGAUCUGGGCAGUCAUGGGCUUGAUACCCAACGCAGUUGCGGCGCAGUGCACCUUCGAAGACCUGGUCAUCGAGAAAGCUACUGCGCGGGCCGGUGCUAUUUUCAGCGGACUGGACCUGAUCGGAAUGUCCUUCUUUUCCCUGCUCCAAGAAAAGUGUAAUGCAGCCGUGAUCAGAAGAAUGAUGCUGGUGAACCAGUCGAUGGCCGACAGCAGCCAAUCUGAUAUCCCGUCCUUCGUCGCCAAGACGCUUGGCAGAUUUUCAGUGCUUGGCGUUGCUGGACAAGCGCUGGACCUUGUCCUAUCAAUGGCUCACUUGCCAGCUGACUCACCAAGUGCUUCCGGACCAGACGGUCGCCACAUCAUCCUGGUGAUGUCUGAGCAGCAGCAGCAGCAAAAGAGGGGAGGCGGCAUUUCCGUGGCCAGCAGCGAUAUCUGCCCCAGUGACAGCGUCAGUGUGGGCAAGCGUCGGCCGCACUUCAUGAGCAACGAUCUGCAGAGGACCAAGCUUAGAGCGUCGUUCUUCGAGGCAGAUUCACGGAUGUCCGCUGUCUCCGGUGGACAUUCUUCCCCACGUAAUUCGCUGGCUUAA